This is a messenger RNA of Vollenhovia emeryi, 1025 nucleotides long. It is a transcript of the gene Smn, whose product is annotated as survival motor neuron protein. Gene Ontology annotation, biological process: mRNA processing. The record is from RefSeq and is a predicted model, not a curated record. The coding region runs from base 69 to 836 and encodes 255 amino acids. Gene Ontology annotation, cellular component: cytoplasm; nucleus. Lineage: Eukaryota; Metazoa; Arthropoda; Insecta; Hymenoptera; Formicidae. Gene Ontology annotation, molecular function: RNA binding. The transcript is spliced from 5 exons.
GGUAGCUCUCUGUUCCACUCCCGACAGUCCCGACCAGACGAGACGAUUGUAAUUGUUUAUCUGACAUUAUGGCCGAAGAAAGUAAUGUACUGUUUGUAAGAGGGAACGGCAAUAAAAGUGACGAAGAAGAUGUUUGGGACGACUCUGCAUUGAUACAAGCGUACGAUAGAGCUGUAAACUUGGCCAAGGAGGAAGUAGCAAAGCGUAUCGCCAUGGACACUCAGGACCGGCAGAUUAAACAAAAGCCAAAGAAUUCCAAUUAUUCGAGUCACACAAAAAAGCCUUUCAAGAAGUGGAUUGUUGGCGCUCCAUGCCGUGCUGUAUAUCCUGCGGAUGGACAACUAUACGAAGCCAUUGUAUCGCAUGUUGAUCCAAAUUCUGGCAUGUGUACAGUGAAAUUUGUUGGAUAUCAGAAUAUAGAAACGGUACAAGUAAAUUCACUUCUCGAAUCUGAAGGAUUGCAAAGUCAAAUCGCCCAGCAGAAGAAUGCGUUGAAAGGAAAGGUUGAUGAAAGAGUAGAUUCCGACACCCCCAUCUAUAUUCCUAGUGUACAGGAUUCCAAACAGAUGAAUGGCGAAAGAAUGGAUUAUGAUACAGAGGAUCCCAGGUCAUUUAAAAAGAAUUUCAUGCCUGGAUUUGAACGUUUCAAUCCAGCGAUAGACACGAUGCCACCCGCACCGCCCUUACCACCACUAAUGGCCAAGUUGCCCGAAACCGAUGCAGAUGCAUUAUCUAGUAUGUUGAUGUCGUGGUAUAUAAGUGGAUUUCACACAGGUUAUUAUCAUGGGUUAAAACAGGCUAAAAUUAAUCAGCAAAAAAGAAAAAACUAUCAGUAGUCUUUGUAUGAAAAUAAUAAUUUAUCCAUCAUUUUUACGUUUACCUAUUGUAUUAAUUAAUACAUUGGAAAUCAAUAAAAGCUUAGGCUUGUAUUACAUAAUACUUUUAGAUGGUAAAAAAAGUAAGGAAACCUGGAAAGAUAUGAUAUACAUAUGUAUGAGAUAAGAAUAUACAUACAUAUAUUCAUA